AUGGAGCUUCAGGUGGAGAACCAGAGUCAUGUGCCCGUGGACUCCAGCACCGUGUUGCCGCCUGCUACUCUCAUCCUGGGGAUGGGGGUAGACAACUUCAUCUCCCUGCUCAUAUUUGGACUGAUCUUCAUCCUGGGUGCGCUCGGGAACGCCACGGUCAUCACGGUGCUGGCGCGCAGCAAACCGGGUCAAUCGAGGAGCACGACCAACAUCUUCAUCCUGAACCUGAGCGUGGCGGACCUGUCCUACCUGCUCUUCUGCGUCCCCUUCCAGUCCACCAUCUACAUGCUGCCCACAUGGGUGCUGGGCGCCUUCAUCUGCAAGUUCAUCCACUACUUCUUCACCGUGUCCAUGCUGGUGAGCAUCUUCACGCUGUCGGCGAUGUCCGUGGACCGCUACGUGGCCAUCGUGCACGCCAGGAAGUCGUCGAUCCGGGUGGCGCGGAACGCCAUGCUCGGCGUGGUGCUGAUCUGGACCCUGUCCCUGGUGAUGGCGGCUCCCGUAGCGCACUACCAGAGCAUCGUGGAGCGGGAGGACAACACCACGUUCUGCUGGGAGGUCUGGCCCAACCACCAGAGGAAGGUCUACGUGAUGUGCACCUUCGUGUUCGGAUACCUUCUGCCUCUCGCCCUCAUAUCUGUCUGCUAUGCAAAGGUUUUGAAAUAUCUGCAUAAAAAGCUGACAAACGUCUCCAAGAAAUCCGAGCUCGCCAAAAAGAAGACGGCACAGACAGUCCUGGUGGUGGUGGUGGUCUUCUGUCUGUCCUGGCUGCCCCACCACAUCGUGCACAUGUGGGUGGAGUUCGGCUCCUUCCCCCUGAACCAGGCGUCCUUCGUGUUCAGGAUGGUGGCCCACUGCCUGGCCUACAGCAACUCCUCCGUCAACCCCAUCAUCUACGCCUUCCUGUCGGAGAACUUCAGGAACUCCUACAGGCAGGUGUUCCGGUGCCGGGCGCCCAGCGAGUGUCCCCUGAACGACACCAGGGACCCCCGCAGCCGGUUGGAGCCGGUGCUGUCCACGAACAUCAGCGUGGCUUACAAAGGUCACGACUCUCAGAUCGGUAAAAUGCUUUGA
Molecule: messenger RNA, 1074 nt
Organism: Pleuronectes platessa (European plaice)
Lineage: Eukaryota; Metazoa; Chordata; Actinopteri; Pleuronectiformes; Pleuronectidae
Gene: galr1a
Product: galanin receptor 1a
Exons: 3
Coding region: 1-1074 (357 amino acids)
Biological process (GO): negative regulation of adenylate cyclase activity; positive regulation of cytosolic calcium ion concentration; G protein-coupled receptor signaling pathway
Cellular component (GO): membrane
Molecular function (GO): galanin receptor activity
Source: RefSeq, a predicted model, not a curated record